ACAAAUCCUAUAUGAGAGUUAAAACACUCCUAAUAAAGGGGAAUUGAACUGGAGACAUGGUUAAGGACCGAUAAUUCCACCACAAGCCUGGUAGGUCUUAUCAAACAAACUUGUUCCGAUGGCCAUUUUCAGUCCGUCUUGUUCUUCUACUUCCCCAUUUGUCUCCUCCAAAAAUUCGCCGUUACCUAACAUCAAUUCGUUCCGUUCUCACCGCCGUAAUUUUCCCCGAGUUCGGUUCACUCUCAGAGUUAAAGCCGCCAUGAGUGUCGAGUCUCCAUCGUCUUCCGCUACCGACCGCGGUGAUGACUCGCCGAAGGUUUUACUUGAAGUGAAAGACCUCUCUGCUGUCAUAGCCGAGUCAAAGCAACAAAUUCUCAAAGGCGUUAACCUCACUGUCCGCCAAGGCGAGGUACACGCUGUAAUGGGUAAGAAUGGUUCUGGAAAGAGCACCUUUGCCAAGGUUCUUGUUGGGCAUCCAGAUUAUGAAAUUACAGGAGGCAGUGUGUCAUUCAAAGGCGAGAAUCUACUUGAGAUGGAACCUGAGGAAAGAUCACUUGCUGGUCUUUUUAUGAGCUUCCAGUCCCCAGUUGCCAUACCUGGAGUAAGCAAUAUUGACUUUCUGAAUAUGGCGUAUAAUGCUCAAAGGAGGAAACUUGGACUGCCAGAGCUGGGACCAAUUGAGGUACUUCCAAUCUUGGAUAAUUCUCAUGUGCAGUUUUACGGGUACAUUGCCCUGAAGCUUGAACUUGUCAACAUGAAGAUAGACUUCUUGAACAGAAAUGUAAAUGAAGGAUUCAGUGGUGGAGAAAGGAAGCGCAAUGAGAUUCUGCAACUAGCGGUUCUAGGGGCUGACUUGGCAAUAUUGGAUGAGAUCGAUUCUGGUUUAGAUGUCGACGCACUUCGAGACGUAGCAAAGGCAGUAAAUGGACUUCUAUCGCCAAAGAAUUCAGUGUUGAUGAUUACUCAUUACUUACGAUUAUUAGAAUUCAUCACGCCGACCUAUAUCCAUAUCAUGGAGAACGGGAGAAUCGUGAAGACUGGAGACAUAUCAAUAGCUAAAGUUCUGGAGAAAGAAGGCUACAAAGCAAUUUCUGGCGCAUGAAGGCCUGCCCUCCAUGAUGAUGAAAUUUCUGGUUCGCCUCAUCAGCUACUAGAGGAAAUAUUUUUACUGCUCCAACGGUAUUUAAGAAAGUGGUAAUAGUGAUGCUUCCACUUUUUUCAUCAAUAUCAAAUGACUCAAAAUGUCGAAGCGCAGUUGUCUCAAGAUGCAAGAGUUAAGGAACUGAGGAUAAACUAUGUCCCCUGACGUGGGCCGAGAGGGGAAUUUUGAUGACAUGGGAUUGAGUCAUGUAUUCUAUCCAUCUUUUUUCUUUUUCUUUCUAAGUCAUAGAUUAGUUUGUGUUGGGAAUCUUUGUAGCCUAGUAGAUUAGUUUGUGUUGGCUAUCUAAACUUUCACCUUCUUGUGAAGGUUCAAUUCCGUGGUUGUAACCUACUCCUUCAUUCCCUUCCUCCAAGCCCAGUUUUCUUUUCCUUUUUUCCUUUUUUAAUAAAAAAAGGUCUGGUCUUCUUUCUGGAAAAA
Capsicum annuum is the source of this 1579-nucleotide messenger RNA. Its product is annotated as ABC transporter I family member 6, chloroplastic. Gene Ontology annotation, molecular function: ATP hydrolysis activity; ATP binding. The transcript is spliced from 6 exons. NCBI's taxonomy places the organism in Eukaryota, Viridiplantae, Streptophyta, Magnoliopsida, Solanales, Solanaceae. Bases 119 to 1102 code for a protein of 327 amino acids. The record is from RefSeq and is a predicted model, not a curated record.